This is a messenger RNA of Paramisgurnus dabryanus, 7018 nucleotides long. It is a transcript of the gene tbc1d31, whose product is annotated as TBC1 domain family, member 31. Gene Ontology annotation, cellular component: ciliary basal body. Gene Ontology annotation, molecular function: protein binding. Lineage: Eukaryota; Metazoa; Chordata; Actinopteri; Cypriniformes; Cobitidae. The record is from RefSeq and is a predicted model, not a curated record. Gene Ontology annotation, biological process: cilium assembly.
AGUAACCAUGUUUUUUUUUAGCUGCAAUAACCAUGUGUAAUUUUCUUAAGGGUGACGUAACACGCAUAGUAUGUGGCAAAACUUACAUUUAUUUAACAAGAAACACAAAUUAUUUGUCGUGUUGUUGUUGUUAUUCAGAACUUGACAUUUAAAAUCUGCGGUUAUGCAUGCAGUUUGAUGGGGCAGGGGAAUUCGUCUCGGGAAAUCACAAGCGCAUGCGCAGUCGCAACUAUAUGGGCGGCUGUGUCGUUUCGUUUUCACAUUCACUCGGUUUAAGUUCACAAUACUUUGGGGUGUUUGGCAUUGUUUGUGAAUAUUGAUAGAUGGACGGGACCGUUGUUUUAGACUCGACUGAAAAACGAUUACAGCGAAAUUUAAAGUUUCUAAGUAGGUGUAUGACAUGGGAUUCGGUUGAGAGGAUGUCCAGCUGUUUGUGUCAUUCACGCACAAUCACGGCGUAUGAAGCCCAGGUUGUCAGUUCUCAGGCCACAGACAUGCAAAAAGCCUCAAAGUUGAUGGAGAUCGUCAUUAAAAAAGGUCGCAGCGCGUGCAGCGCAUUCUUAAGAUGCCUUGGAAUCUGUGACCCGAAGUUGUACGAGAGUGUCACAGGAUCUCCAGCACCAUUAAGUCAUGAGGACCAUCAUCACUCAAAGGACAUCUCAUUUUCAGAAAAACAAGCCUCAAUUACAACCUGUAUUAUAAACAUACAUAACUCUUCUCUGCGGCACUGUAUUAUUGGGAAUAACAAUCAACAAUGCAUUACCUGUCACCAGGAACCUCUUCUUUCUCAGAAUGGUGCAAUAAAUGAUGAAAUGGAGGACAAUCAGCGCCAUGACCAGCUAAUACCAGCACAGGACCCAGUAAGUGGCAGUGACAUUCACAUGGAGAGCUCCCACAUAGAAUAUGUCAUUAUAGGAGACCAAAACAGCAUGACAGUCACGGAAACCUUGAACUCAGAUGUUGAGGAGAACACAGAAAUUGAUUCAGAUGUAAACAGUUAAAAGAUGUGAAAUGAGGGUAGGAGAGAAAAUUCACAUGUUUGGGAAGACACAGGUUGUACCCUCUUCUCAUUGUACUUGACCUGUGAUUCUUCAAUAGAUGCAUCAUUCAAGCUAUAAAAGGGUCAUAUUAUGCUUUUUAAACUUAGUGUGUAACAUUGAUGUUUGAAGUUACAAAGCUAACUGCAAAGUUAACUGCAAAGGGAAAUAAUCUCUUUAACAAAAAGCACUUUACAAUGAACAGCUGAUAAAGGACUAUACCAAACUUCUUGCUGGGUUUGUGACAUCAUAAACCCCUGAAUUCAAAUAAAUUCACAAAAAAGGGAGCGAGGCCUUGUCAAGCUGCUUUAGAAGAAGACGACAAAGAACAGCAGUUGCUUUAGUGGUGUGUUGUCAUCAUGUCAAAGUGUUUAUUUUACACUGAUUUUAAAUCCACUUUGUUUUGCCAUCCUAAUACAAAUGAAUGUUGAUGAAGUCUCACUUAUUUCAAGUUUAUACAUUUCUGUUUACCCUUAUUGAUAAAAAUUCAGCUCUCAAAUCUAUGACAAGAUGACAAGAUAACUUACAGUGCAUUUCAUUCUGUAGCAAUCACCACUAUACCCUUAUAUUUCCUUUAAAGAUAGUAUCAUUCAGUGUAAAAGCUAUCAUGUGUAAUACAAAGAUGUUGUGUGCAUGUAUGAAUCUAAUUUUGAAUGAUUGCAUCUGACAUUGCAUCUGAUAUGUAUAAGACGAUUACAGAAUUAAAAUACCUCUUAAACACCGAGCCGUACUUAUGUUACCCAAUCCUGCUGUAUCCUGAAGUGGCGUUCAGCAGCACCACUAAAUGCUCCAUGGGAGUCAAAUGCUCUUACAUGCAGUGAAAUCUACACAAAUUGUACAGCUUUCACACACUUAAUUUCCUUGCAAAUCUCGACCUGUGUAUUUUUCAACACAUGCUCUUAGCAAAAGACCAGUCACAACAAACUGUGCCUGCUUGACCAAUCAAAGUGUUUGAGACAGGCACUUUCUAAUAGGUAAUAAAGACGUAACAAAUGUGCAAAAUAUAUGAAAAAUAAUGUGUUUUUUGAACAAUCAACCAUGAAAAGUAUUCAAGUACACCACAGAAACAGAAUCAGAUUUCAAAAAAGGACAUAAUAUGACCCUUUUAAAUUAAGCCAUGCUCAGGUUCUCGAAAGGUGCUGCCAAACAAGGUCACAUUGAAACAUUAUUUAGCAUUUCAGAUCUUUCUAAACGUGUGCCAUGAUAGGGCCAAAAUGGCAUCUUUGUACUUUAAUUUUGUUUGGGUUCAACAGAAGUGUUUGAACCAUUACACAACUGACAUUGCAAUUAUUUGCAAUUUCUCAAUAAGUGCUUUUAAUAGUAUAUAGAUAUUUCCUGUUUUUCGUAAUCACUUCUAAGCAUUUGUAAUCCUAAUAUCUGGUGACUUUGAUUUUUUUGUUGUUUUUCUGUUCGGACAUCUCAUUCCAAAUCUUUGCUGGAGGACGUUUUUAAUGUGUAAAUCUGUGAUAUGAUUAUAUGUCUGUGAAUUGUGUCUCUAGAGAGAAAAUUUGUACUUUUCUCUUUUGAAUGCUGUGGUAUACAAUAUACAAUCCUAAACUAUGCCUCAGGUCAAAUGUUUAUACCUUUAUUACUUAAUGGUUUACUUUUUUUAUUUAUCUUGUGACUUUGUAAAUAUUUUUUAUAAAAAUGUAUUUAUAAAAAAAUUAUAUUACCUCUUUUAAGUGUUUGUUAUCAAAAUAAAGAACGAUUAUUUAACUUUUUAAUCUAGGCCUCAUGACUUUCCUUGAACAACUGACUCUAGUACCUUCAAGAUAAAUCCUUACAUUACUCAUUGGAGGAACGAGUUGAAACUUUUUUAUAUGUCUUUAUUGCUGUUUAAAAAUAAAAAUGCAGUGAAACUGGCUUUUUUGUAAACAUUCUUAUUGAAUAAUUGCCCUUUUGAUUUAGUUUCUUUUGAAUAUGUAAUUGCUUUUUUGCCAUGUAUAUCAUGCCCCAUGUUAUUCUGUUAUUUAUUUAUAUAUCUUCUCAGAUAUGCACUGUAGGGUCGUAGUGAGAUUUUAUAUUGUACCUUAUUUGUUUGUUUGUUCUGUUAAUAAUAAAAAAAUGACUCCAAUACCCAUAAUGCCGACUUUGUUUACAUGCGUCACUUCCUGUUAAUACGACUUGUAGCUCGUUGAUUCUCCGUUUCAAUCUGUGAACAAAUACUACCACAAAAGAUUUUUGUGCCAUUAAUGGAGUGAUCCUGACAUGCGAUUAACAUUAAAUAACGAGUAUGACGGUGGAUCAUUGUUAAAUCGAUAUAUGAAUAUUGCUUGCUAUCACUGAAUUUCCCGCUGCAGUGCAUGUGUAAGGCGGGCGCGAGGCUGUUUCCUGGCUAGUCGCGGCGUUUAUUUGAAACAGCGAGGGUCGUUCUUAAAAUGCAAGUUAUAGAUAUCGGAUCCAGAGAAGAUGGAAAAAUAUGGCACCGAAAACUAGUAUCAUCAAAACAUGGCGUUUUGGUAACUGUGAUCCGAAGCACGUCUGCUCGUCAAACUAAAACGGUGCGGUUCCUGCAAGUUGCUUUUGACACCACAGGAGAGUCGUUUCUUGCUGGUGAUCACCAUGGCAAUAUCUAUGUGUUUGACAUUAGCAGAAACCGAUUUAAACUGGUGCAGAAAACGGGUCAAGCGUGUACCGCCUUAGCUUUCAACUUGAGAAGAUCAUCAGAGUUCCUGGUUGCUCUUGCGGAUUACUCCCUUAAGUGCUUUGACAAAGAUACCAGACAACUAGUAAGCUGGAUGCGGGGUCAUGAGGGUGCCAUUUCGUCCUUGUCUGUCCACAGUUCAGGCCGCUUCGCCAUCAGCACAUCUUCAGACACAGCUCAGCUCUGGAACCUUGACACCUUCCAAAGAAAAAGAAAGCUCAAUGUUCGUCAGUCAGUUGGUGUACAAAAGGUCUUCUUUCUACCACACAGCAGCAUCAUUCUCAGCUGCUUUAGCGACGACUCCAUUUUUGCUUGGGAGAGCGACACACUUUUUUGCAAGUAUCAGCUGCCUGUUCCAGACGGGACCAGGAUUCAUUACAGGACAUUUGCCAUCACAAAAGAUGGGAAAACGCUUGCUGCGGCCGGGCGCUCCAGCUUACUGUAUUUGUGGUGCCUGGAGAGCCAACAGCUCUUGAGAGUAAUUCAGAUGCCUCCUAAAGUUAAGACAGUAAGACAUGUGGAUUUCCUGCCUGAUAGUUUUGAUGGUGGAUCCAACCAGAUUCUUGGUGUUUUAAGUCAAGAUGGCAUCAUGCGCUUCCUCUGCAUACACACGUGCAAGCAGCUCUUUGAAAUAGGAUCUCUAGAGGAUGCCAUCACAUCAACAACCUUUUGUCCUAAGGGCCACCAUAUUGUUGCUGUGAUGGACAGUGGGGCUCUUAAAGUGUAUGAUGUGCGAAGUCUUGCCCCAGAUAUCAGUAAACCUCCCCAGCCUUUGUUGAAACUAGUAACUAAAAGCAACAUCAGUGAGGGAUCAUCACUGAAAGUAAAGGUACAUACUGGAGCAGGUCAGCACCCUAUCAAAACAUCAGGACGCAGAAUCCAAACUAAAAUCCUUCCAACGACUGCUGUUUCUGCACUGGACGACAAAGAGAAUGGUUUGCCCAAUGGCCUAAACAAGAAAAGACUACAAGCUUUAUUGAGAGCAUUUGGAGAGUACCCAGCCAAAUACAGGAUGUUUAUUUGGCGCUCUCUGUUGCAUCUGCCGGAGAAUCAUGCAGCUUUCAGUAGUCUGACUGACAAAGGUCUGCAUUCAGCUUACCUGUGCCUUCAGGAGCGGUAUCCCAUCAAAAGCCAAAAACUGCAGAGAGGCCUACAGAGGGUUCUGUCUGCUCUUGCUCACUGGGCGGCCAUCUUUGGUGAGACUGAUUAUCUCCCCCUGCUGGCCUUUCCAUUUGUCAAGUUGUUCCAGAACAAUCCUCUCAUCUGCUUUGAAGUAGUGGCCACUCUCAUCGUAAACUGGUGCCAGCACUGGUUUGAAUACUUUCCCAACCCUCCUCUUAAUGUGCUGAGCUUGGCUGAGAAUGUGCUGGCACAUCAUGAUAAAGAGCUACUUCAGCAUUUUGUCACCUGUGGCGUUACCUCACAGAUGUAUGCAUGGCCACUUUUGGAAACCCUGUUCUCUGAAGUAUUGAUGAGAGAAGAGUGGCUAAAACUAUUUGACAAUGUUUUUUCUAAUCACCCAUCUUUCCUUCUAAUGGCUGUGGUGGCUUAUGUAAUCUGCUGCAGAGAGCCAUUACUGCUCUGUACUGACAAGAAGGACUUUGAGUACUUUUUUCAUCAUCGGAAUAGCUUGGACAUUGUUGCCAUGCUGAAGGAAACCUAUCGGCUGAUGGAGAGCACACCUGCAGACGUUCAUCCCAGCUCUGUGUUGAGUGACUUUGAACCCCUGACGCAGGGGCAGUACCCAAUCUUCAACAAAUACCCCACCUUCAUAGUAGAGUAUCAGUCCCAAGAACGUGAGCGGAUCCGUCAGCAAGAAGUGGAAUAUCUGAGGGAAAGACAGGAGGUUCAGGAGCUGCAUGCUGAGGCAGUCAGACAGCAGGCUGAGUUUGAGGCCUGGUACAAACAGCAGGAGCUGCUACUGCAAGGAGAAGAACAACGUCGAAGAAUCCUACAAGAGGAGGAGAAUAAACUUGCACAGCAAAGAGCCAGAUUAGCUGCUAUGAAGCGUGAGCUGAAGGUGAAGGAACACAAUCUGAUCGACUCUACUAGAAGACGUUUUCUUAAGCACCAGCAAGAUCAGCGCAGAAUACAGCUGCAAAGACUUGAUGAUGAGAUUCAGAGAAAGAUGGCCCUCAGAGAUCAAGAGACGGUUGCCGCUGUUUAUGAUAUAGAAGUGAGACAGAUGGAGCUGAAUGCACAGAAACAGCUGUUUGAACAGGAACUGGCCAAUGAGCAAGAGCGUGUGAGUCAGGAGGUGAGAGCAGAGUUGGAAACAAGGAGACGCAAGGCUGAGAUGGAAGAUUCCACAUUUCAAAGCCUUAUUCAGACAGAUGCUGAUCUUAACCAGACUAACAAAAAGAUGCUGGAGGAGUCUUUGGCGGAGGCUGGACAGAUGAAGGUGGAUGUUGCUUGGCAGGCUGAGAUGAUCAAGCGAUUGGACAGAGCAGAGGAGAAACAAGAAAAGCAAAAAGAGCAGCUGGUUAACCUCAGCAAGCAAACUCGUGCUAAGGAAGAAGAAGUAGUCCGGCUAAUGCAGGAAGUGGAGGGAAAGCAGUGGGAUGAUGUGGUAGCAAAACAAGCUGAACUUGAAGAGGAAAGAUUGGCGGCCGCCGCUGUAAGUGCCCAACGGAGGUCACUUAUCUUUCAGGAAACAGAAGAGGCUAAGCAACAUUACAACAAAUUACAAAAGGAUCUUGAGGAUUCACGGCAUCAUCAGAAGGAAAAAAGGCUCAGAUCUCCUCGCUCAUCCAGAGGGCUGCUGCACACCACCAACAUGAACCAUCAGCCUGUCUCCAAUGAUUCUUCAUGCUUUUCCUUAGAUCGUGGCAGAGGAGAGCUUGACUGUAAGGAGCGGGAGUUAAUGCAAGAAAUCAGAGAACUGAGGAAGAAAUUAGCUAACAGGGCCAGAGCGACUGAUUUCACCUCACCCUCAAACAGCUCCAUACAAUCUCAAUGACCACCAGCAGUACAGGACCAUUACGGGUGGAUCCAUAUACAUUAAAGAAGAAUUUUAUGAAAUUGUUUUUAGAUGAUAGAUGUUAGUUUUUCCUUCUUUUUAAUGACACUAAUUCUUUGCUGGUUGUAAAAGCAAAGUGUUUUAGCUUUAAGACCUUUUAAGUGCCACUAUCAGUGUACAGUUGUUAUUUAUGUGAUGUUGUUUUUAUUAAUUGUUUAAAUUAUUUUUAUUUUGUGUGAUGUAUUUUUGUGAAAUUAAAUUUAUAAAAUUUUCUCAAUGGAUAUUUUGUUAAAGCACACUGUCAUUUGUAUUUUCAUUUAGGUUUUGUAUGUGACAGUAAAAAUGUGUUGACAAUUUUAGAAUAAACUUUUAACUUUU